Molecule: messenger RNA, 303 nt
Organism: Haemonchus placei
Lineage: Eukaryota; Metazoa; Nematoda; Chromadorea; Rhabditida; Trichostrongylidae
Source: the annotation of a GenBank genome assembly
AUGCACCCCUUGAUGACCAGCGUGUUGGCUCAACGCCAACUUAACGCUGCUGGUCAACUAUUCACACUGUCCGACUAUGACGUCAUCACCGACUUGGUACGGUAUUCGGUUGAUCUACUCGUUUUUACGACCGAUUUUUUGCAAUUUUUGCACGGUUUCCACGUGAUUGCAAUGAUUUUUUCAGUCGCCUCGGCAUCAGAGGAUUAUUUUUGCAUUUUUCCGGUUUUUCCUACUCUUCCUGCGAAGCCCAGUUGCCAUUUUUCUUUUAGUUUUUUCGUUUUAAUCAAAACGAGGCUCAUCUGA